This is a messenger RNA of Nematolebias whitei (Rio pearlfish), 1150 nucleotides long. RefSeq names its product eukaryotic translation initiation factor 4E binding protein 3, like (gene eif4ebp3l). Gene Ontology annotation, molecular function: eukaryotic initiation factor 4E binding. Gene Ontology annotation, biological process: negative regulation of translational initiation. Bases 286 to 624 code for a protein of 112 amino acids. The record is from RefSeq and is a predicted model, not a curated record. The transcript has 3 exons. NCBI's taxonomy places the organism in Eukaryota, Metazoa, Chordata, Actinopteri, Cyprinodontiformes, Rivulidae. Gene Ontology annotation, cellular component: cytoplasm.
CACUGAGCAGCAGCACAAAAACACAACGGCCGCCCUGCUGCAGCUGCGCGUGCUACAAAUACAACGCAGCACAUGGUGGUAGCGUCUGGGAGCUGCGCGCGACGACGGACAUCAUCGGGUUUUUAAACUCCUAGCUUGUUUUAGCUCUUCACGCGCUCAGGUGGGUUAAAGUUUACUUUAAGCUACAAGCUCCGACGUUAUCGCUGCACACGGAAAGCUGUGUGAGGAGACACAACUGCGACUCGGACGGGACUUUUUAGACUUGUCUCCCACGUCAAAAGAAACAUGUCGACUGGUACAAAACAAGCUAAAAGCUGCCCCAUCCCAACCCGGGUCCUCACCCUGAAGGACUGGUCACAACUGCCGGAUUGUUACAGCCAGACUCCCGGGGGGACUCUCUUCUCCACCACGCCUGGAGGUACUCGCAUCAUCUACGACAGAAAGUUUCUGCUGGAUUGCCGAAACUCCCCUCUUGCCCGGACACCCCCGUGCUGCCUGCCUCAGAUCCCUGGGGUAACGGUACCGGCCACACACCCCAUGGGGAAACUGCAGGACCUCAAAGAGGAGGCAGAAGAGGAGGAGAAGGAGAUCACAGAUGACAGCCAGUUUGAGAUGGACAUCUGAGCACCAGUAUUGCCUCCUGUGGAGAGUUAUUUGUUUAAAAAGCCUUAAGUCAUAAAUGACUAAUGCAUUACAUAUAAAGCUUUUUUUUUUUCACCUUUUUUUAUAAAAAAAAAAAAAAUAAUGCGAGGAACUGAAACGUAAAAAUAAUUAAACCAGGGUGUUUUUUUUCACUCUGUAAGGAAAGUGUUAAAACAACAAAAAGGGUAUUAAUUGUUACAUCGGGUUGAUUGGUUGUUCAACUAUUUCAUAGCAGCUGUGAGACGAGUAGGAAGUCUAAUUUGAGUUGCCUUUUUUAUCUUUUGUAAAUAAGAAACUUGUCAUGCAGCCAAUAUUUUAAGUUGAGGAAGAUUACAUUAAGACAUGUAGAAAAGGGCGUAGAACGUUUUCUGUUCCCCCAGAAACAGGGAGUGAAACUUUAAUUAUGAUGGGUAGAGGUUGGGUUCCUACUGAAAAUCAGCUCUUGCUUUGUUUUGUAUGGAGAGAGCGACGAGGUGUGAACGUUUCAAAUAAAGAUUGUGAACCGUCA